UCUCGCGUUUUCUCUCUUACUGGGUUUCUUUCAUGACCUCUUGCAUUUGUUGCUUGAGAUAGGUGUUAAAAUUUUGGUGAUUGAUACUGAAUUUCUUGUUUUGGGUUGUGUUUUUGGGGUUGAAAUUUCGAGGGGUUGGCUCCUGUUCUGCAAAUUUUGAGUGGCUAAUGAAGUUAUUUUUUUCCUGGGAAAAUUUGUGGUUUACGGCAAAUUGCCACUUGAACUGGUUACUUAAGUGUCCGAAAUUCUGGCACUUGAUGGGAUGCGACUUUUUCCGCGCUGACCCAUCUCUUUGGCUGCUGGGAAAAUGAGUGGAAAUUUGGUCUUUCUGGGCAGAGAAAAAGGCGGAAACUUCUUGUGCUGCAAGAUAUUGAAAGACCAAAACUUUUUCCGUGAGAAAUGAUGAUUUUCUCGGCAACCAAACAAUACCUUUUUAUGGUUGAAAUAAUGAGGGGCUGCCUUUCUCUCUUUACUAGCUGGACUUGAACUAUAAAAGGAGGGGAAUCUUAUACGAUUGACAAUGAACUUUCGUGUUUUCCGGAACAUAGAUUCCGUGUUCUUCAAGAACUUUUUUUCACUUUUUGUUUGAUUCUUUUGCUCGGAAAUGGAUUUUGUCCGUUCAUGCCCCUUUUUGGACAAAGGAGAUUGUCCCAAAUGAUCUGUUUUCUCUGCAUAACCGAGAAAAUACACUCUCCCUGUCCUCUGACCAUGUUUUGUUUCUGGUUUUGAUUGAGGUCUGAGUGACUUGAUUCAGGCAUCAAACAUAUACGAGUAUGAUCUUGAUCUUGGAGGUGAAGGUGACCUGUUCAAAGCCCCUGAACCGAUCAUGGAAGAACCGAUCUCAGCCGUUGAUCCGUUGUACGAAGCCUUGAUGAUGAUCUCUUGCGAUGAAGGCAACAUUGUAACCUCACAGCAAGGGCUCGGACUUUCCGAUUUGGAUUCGUUUCUGAGCGAGCAACAGCUUCUGGACAAGGCUUUAUACGAAUGUGAACAUGAACUUAUGAUGGAAUCUUCCAUCAAGUCCCCACUCUCCGAGGUUUUCGACAUCAAGAACAUCACUGUGGUGGCCAAAAUCGACGGCGAAUUAACCGAGGUUUUGGACAGUGAAGCGGCAACUGAUGCACCGAUUCAGAAGAGCGCGAGUUCAGGCAAUCUGAACUAUACGGACAUGGCACAGCACGAGGCUUUGAUGAUUCAGAACUUUCCGGAAUUCCCUCAGUUGGAUCUCGGAGCCGUUUAUGGGAUGAGAAGAGCAUUCAGCGAAGGAGACAUACAGGACAGACGCUUGGAACUCAAAACAUGGGUCUUGUCCAAUCUCCCCUUGACCGAAUCAUCGUCAGCUGCAUCUCCGAAGACCGUCGGGAGAAGCUUUCGAGAUACAGGAACAAGAAGAGGAGGAGGAAUUUCGGACCCAAAAUCAAGUACGCUUGCAGAAAGGCUCUUGCAGACAAUCAACCAAGGAUCCGAGGGCGGUUUGCGAAAACCUUGGAGAGGCGUUAGAUCUUCAAGAAGGAAGACGGAAAGUAGUUUUGAUCGAACCAGACAGAACAGAGCAAGAACAAGAACAAGAAGCAGUUGGAAGGGCAAAGUAUAUAUAAUAACCCUAUGUUGGUAGAAUCCAUCUUCGUUUUGUUGUAGAUAUGGUUUUGCUUGAAUAAGAGAAUAAUAGGAAGGAGGAAAGCUCUAGUCACUGAUGCAAUGGCGGCUAAACCCCUUAGGCUUCAUCUCUCUCUAUAUAUAUGUAUAUACGUAUGUAUGUAUGUAUGUAUGUAUGUGUAUAAACUUUCAUCUUCAAUAUAAAAAGGCUGUAGGA
Molecule: messenger RNA, 1813 nt
Organism: Tarenaya hassleriana
Lineage: Eukaryota; Viridiplantae; Streptophyta; Magnoliopsida; Brassicales; Cleomaceae
Product: putative zinc finger protein CONSTANS-LIKE 11
Exons: 4
Coding region: 827-1615 (262 amino acids)
Biological process (GO): regulation of flower development
Cellular component (GO): nucleus
Molecular function (GO): protein binding
Source: RefSeq, a predicted model, not a curated record